AUGAACUCGCUCAACAUCAUCACCUCGCGCGUAUCGCCCGCCUCCAGCGCCUCCCCCUCCCGCACCAACAGCCUCACCUCCAUGAGCCUAGAACUGCCCGGAAUCGACGAGAAGCUCCACGACGCCCACCAAGGCGAGAGUAAGGAUGACACCGAGCCCUUUCCCGACACCUUUGAGGGAUCCCACAACGAAAAGCCUGGCCCCUCGGAGCAGACACCGCUAUUGUCCGAAGGCAAGGACGCGUCAGAGCCGUGGCACACCUCACGUGCGCAAUGGCUGCCCCGGCGCAUGCUGGCGAGCGUCAUCAACUCCCUCCGCUGGUUCCUUUCAACGCUCGCCUCUCCCGGCGUCUAUUUGAUUGCCUGCUUCUAUGACGACGAUGAUGUAUUUGCCCCCAUGUCGCAGCUUAAGAAGUUGUUCGGCGUGUAUCCCAACUCGCGGCGCAAAGAGGCCUACGGCAAUAGUGAGGCCCAUAGCAACGGUGACUCGUCCGACUACAACAAGCUGCUGGCGCCACCUGCCAACGCGCGACCAGGCACCUCAUCUUCCAUGUCCUCCGAAUCCGAAUCCGACCACUCCCUAACCCCGUCUACCCACAGCCGCCACACCCGAUCUAAAUCGCUGCAGCCCUCCGAGGAAGGCGGGCCAUCGCGCCGCUCGAUACGAAUCAAGCUCAACAACGACGAAGCCACCCGCGAACGCAAGCAGCACCGUAAGACGCAGUCCGCCGCGCCGCGCACCAAGCCGAGCGAGUACGGGCAGGAGCUCUCUGCCCAUCUCAAGUCGCCCACCUCCCCCCACGUCGCCCUGACCAAGUACCCCAAGGCGCCCGCGCCGCCGCGACCGCUGAUCCCCCGCCGACAACCCUCGUACAUCAACUUUGAGCCCUCGCGCAAGCAGCAGAAGACGCUCAUCCUCGACCUCGACGAGACGCUGAUCCACAGCAUGUCCAAGGGUGGGCGCCUCAACAGCGGCCACAUGGUUGAGGUGCGGCUCAACACAGCGUCGCUGGGGCUCGGCGGCGGCGGCAGCGGCAACGCCGGCAUGGCGGCGCAGCACCCGAUCCUGUACUGGGUCAACAAGCGGCCGUACUGCGACGAGUUCCUGCGGCGCGUCUGCAAGUGGUACAACCUCGUGGUGUUCACGGCGUCGGUGCAGGAGUACGCCGACCCUGUCAUCGACUGGCUCGAGUCGGAGCGCAAGUUCUUCUCGGCCCGCUACUACCGGCAACACUGCACGUAUCGACAGGGGGCAUACAUCAAGGACCUGAGCUCGGUAGAGCCUGACCUGAGCAAGGUCAUGAUUCUGGAUAAUAGCCCGCUGAGCUAUCUGUUUCACGAGGACAAUGCCAUUCCGAUCCAAGGCUGGAUCAACGAUCCGACGGAUAAUGACUUGAUGCACCUGGUGCCGAUGCUCGAGGGCCUGCAGUACGUGCACGACGUGCGCGCGCUCCUGGCGCUUCGCGGAGGCGAAGACAGCCAAUCCAUGGCCUAG
Messenger RNA from Cordyceps fumosorosea ARSEF 2679, 1494 nucleotides. RefSeq names its product NIF domain-containing protein. Bases 1 to 1494 code for a protein of 497 amino acids. Gene Ontology annotation, molecular function: protein serine/threonine phosphatase activity. Lineage: Eukaryota; Fungi; Ascomycota; Sordariomycetes; Hypocreales; Cordycipitaceae. The transcript is spliced from 2 exons. The record is from RefSeq and is a predicted model, not a curated record.